Messenger RNA from Gadus morhua (Atlantic cod), 1666 nucleotides. RefSeq names its product general transcription factor II-I repeat domain-containing protein 2. Lineage: Eukaryota; Metazoa; Chordata; Actinopteri; Gadiformes; Gadidae. The record is from RefSeq and is a predicted model, not a curated record. The coding region runs from base 146 to 1666 and encodes 506 amino acids. The transcript is spliced from 2 exons.
GAAAGUGAACCAGCUGAAAGCAAACCUUAAAAAACAGCAAUGUUUAUUCAUCGGACCGACGAAGAAAGCCAACGCGGCCACGGAGGCAUCAUUUAAAGUGGCGCACAUUUUGACAAAACACAAGAAGCCAUACACCGAUGGCGGGAUGGUGAAGGAAGCAAUGACAGCGGUGGCCGACACAUUAUUCAAGGACCAUAAAAGUAAGACUGAAAUCAUGUCCGCUAUCGCUGAUGUACAGCUUGGCGCAAACACAGUGGCACGGCGAGUGUCUGCGCUCUCUGCCGAUGCAGUGGGUCAGUUGGAGCGGGACAUGAUUAAAUGCAAAUGGUUUUCAAUUCAAUGUGACGAGUCGGUGGAUGCGGCUGAUACCGCUCAGAUGGCUGUGUUUGUCCGGAUGGUUUUCGAAGACGCUUCCACCAGAGAGGAGUUUUUAACGUUGCUUCCACUAAAAACCACAACCAGAGGAGUCGAUAUUUACAACGUUGUGAAAAAGUACUUCGUUGAACAUAACGUGCCUAUUGAAAAGCUGGUGUCUAUUACAACAGACGGCGCACCAGCUAUGACAGGACGCCACUCAGGAUUUAUUGCACUGUGCAAGGCCGACCCGGACUUUCCUAAAAUUGUGAACUAUCACUGCAUCAUUCACCAGCAGGCUAUAUGCGCCAAAGUCAUGAGAUUUGAUCAUGUGAUGACACCUGUCAUUAAGAUCAUCAACUCCAUUCGCGCAAAGGCCAAGCAGCACAGAAGCUUCAAACUGCUCCUCCAGGAACUGUCUGCUGAACACAGUGAUCUCCUUCUCCACACUGAGGUGAGGUGGCUGAGCCGAGGAAAAAUACUGGAUCGCUUCUGCUCAUUGCUGAACGAAAUCAAGGCUUUCAUGGAGUCAAGAGAGGAGGACACUACACUUUUGUCUGAUGCUGAGUGGCUGCUUGAUCUUGCGUUCCUGACAGACAUGACAGAGAAACUCAAUCAGCUCAACACCCAGUUACAAGGUAAAGACAGAACAAUUUCGGACAUGAUCAGUGCUGUUAAGGCUUUUAAAGCAAAACUGUCAUUCUACCUCCAGCAACUGAAAAACAAAAGACUGCAACACUUCCCAACAGUAGUUAAGAUGUUAGAUAGCCAUGCAGGGGCUGACUUUGUUUUGGAUGUCAAUAAAUAUUGUGACCUCAUGUCAAAGCUAGGCCAGGAGUUUGAGGAUAGGUUCAAUGAUUUUGAUAAGCUGGAGCCAUGUCUGGCAUUCAUUGCCAACCCAUUCAUGGAGGUAGACAUCACAGAGAUUUCAGAAAAGAUGGCUGAACUGUUCACUGUCAAUCCUGUGGAGAUGGAGAUGGAGUCCUCGACCAGCCCCAGCUGCCGACACUGCUGCAGCUCACGGACAGUCCAUUCGCACAGCGCAUGGGAAGCCUCAGCCGUGUCGGUGGCGGAAAAGGUGGCCGUCCGGACCCGGUCCUUCCGCUGCCUGGAUUGGAGCCCCACGUUCUUUGUGCCGAGGGGGAGGGCUGCCCCAGCUGCGUCCACGGAUGCACAGCUCCACCUCAGCCCGUUCUGCCUGGUCCAGAGCUUCAUCGAGGGUCUGGGGCCGGGUGAGGCGGACAUGCUGCCCCAGACACUCCGGCACCAGUCCCUGCAGGGAGAGGUAUUUGCCGACGAAGCCACGAUCUGA